GUCCGUCUCGCUUUCGCCCGAAAUCGACUGAUCUUAAUAUCCUCACUCGUCCCCCCAAAUCCCUCGCGCGCCCUCAUCGCAAUAGCUUUCAGAUGGAAGAUACCGCGGCCGGCGAUCAGCUCAGAGCCCUGUUGCUCUCCGAGGGAGGUCGAGAGGGCGAGGUUAUCGUAGACGUCGUCGGCGAUGCUGAUGAUCGCGGGAGGGAGUGUGACGGAGCGGCGGCGACGGUGUUGGAGGAAUCGAAUCCGUUCGAAUUUAUCAGAGCGCCGGCGUUUUCUCUGCCUCCGCCUACCCCCAUAGAUCCGUUCCGGAACCACACGCCGUCGAUGGGCGUCUACGAAUGGUGCAAGGUAGUGGUCUGCCUGCCGAUCGCACUCGCGCGACUGGUGCUAUUUGGCCUUGCGCUCGCAUUGGGUUACCUGGCUACAAAGAUAGCUCUGUACGGUUGGAAGGAUAGGCAAAGACCAAUGCCACGGUGGAGAUGCCGAUUCAUGUGGGUCACGAGGAUCUGCGCACGGUGCAUCCUUUUCUCAUUCGGGUAUCAAUGGAUUAAUCGUAUUGGAAAGCCUGCUUCUCGAGAGGUUGCUCCUGUUGUUGUUUCUAAUCAUGUUUCAUAUGUUGAACCCAUAUUCUUUUUCUAUGAACUAUUCCCGACGAUUGUUGCUUCUGAGUCACAUGAUACCCUGCCCUUUGUUGGCACCAUUAUUAGAGCCAUGCAGGUUAUAUAUGUUGAUCGGUUUUCGCCAUCAUCCAGAAAGAAUGCCGUGAAUGAGAUAAAGAGAAAGGCUUCGUGCAACAACUUCCCUCGACUCUUGUUGUUUCCUGAGGGUACCACCACAAAUGGGAGGUUCCUUAUCUCAUUUCAAAAUGGUGCUUUCAUACCUUCUCUUCCUAUACAGCCAGUGGUGGUUCGAUAUCCUUUUGUACACUUCGAUCAGUCAUGGGGACAAAUUUCUCUUGCCAAGCUGAUGUUCAAGAUGUUCACUCAGUUUCAGAACUUUAUGGAGGUGGAGUAUCUACCUGUCAUUUUCCCUUGUGAAGAAGAAACUGCAUUACAACUGUCUAAAAGAACCAGCUGUAUGAUGGGGAGUGCCCUAAAUGUUGUUCAGACAUCUCAUGCUUAUGGUGAUCUAAUGCUCCUUACAAGAGCAUCAGAACUCACAAAGGACAACUGCUCUAACUUCUUGGUUGAAAUGGCAUGGGUUGAAAGUUCGUUCAGCAUAAGCACAUCUGAGGCUCUGGAGCUUAUGGAUCAGUUUUGUUUGAUGAAUCCAGAUUCAAAUGGUCGAGUUCAAAUUCAUGGUUUUCUGACUGCUUUUGAGCUGGGAGACAAUCUUAUAUUCAAGAAGAUUUUUGCUUACCUUGAUGUGGAAAGGAAGGGAUCUAUUUCUUUUCGUCAGUUCUUGAUCGGUUCAGCGCACGUUAGGAAGCAGCCUUUAUUCAUGAGAGCUUGUGAAACAGCUUUUAACGCGUUCUGUGACAUUGAAUCGAGUUGUGCAAUUUUAACAAUUGAGCAGUUCCAUGAUAAGCUUCAAUCAAUGAUACCAACAGUCAACAAAGAAUCGCUUAUUCAACUGGUUCAUUUGUUCGACGUGGACAAUGAUGGGAAAAUUGAUCGGGAUGAUUUCAUGAGCUGCCUAUGGAAGAACCCACUCUUUGUAGCACUUUUUCCUGCCUUGAUGGACACCACCAUCUUGGCAGUCCAUUCCUAAAAGGAUUCCUGUAUGUACUAACUAUUACAGCUAAUUUAUAUAAAACCUUCAAACUUUUACAAAUAAAUGAAAGGUUGCCGGACAGAA
Dendrobium catenatum is the source of this 1799-nucleotide messenger RNA. RefSeq names its product lysophospholipid acyltransferase LPEAT2. Bases 93 to 1712 code for a protein of 539 amino acids. The record is from RefSeq and is a predicted model, not a curated record. The transcript has 14 exons. NCBI's taxonomy places the organism in Eukaryota, Viridiplantae, Streptophyta, Magnoliopsida, Asparagales, Orchidaceae. Gene Ontology annotation, molecular function: lysophosphatidylethanolamine acyltransferase activity; calcium ion binding. Gene Ontology annotation, biological process: phospholipid metabolic process.